AUGAUGCAACAACAGCAACGGCCGACAAACAGUCGGAAUCAGAUCACCCUCCGUGGGUCAACAAAGAUCAUCGUCGAGUUCUUUGAAUACUGCAUCAACAGUCUCCUGUUCCAGAGAGGACUUUACGCGCCAGAGUACUUCAAGAUGACCAAGAAAUACGGCCUCAACAUGCUCGUCACCAACGACCCAGAGGUCAAGAGCCACAUGCGCGAGAUCCUCAAGCAAGUUGAAGCAUGGCUGAUGGCAUGCAAGGUCGAGAAACUGAUCCUCGCCAUCAAGUCAAAGGAAACAAUGACAGUUCUGGAGCGCUGGCAGUUUGACAUUCACAACACCAAGGACCAAUCUUCAACGUUCAGCACCUCUACUAAAACAACGAAUACGGACUCAUUUUCGCGGCCAUUGGCGGGUGCUGGACAGGACACAUCUACUACGGCGCCAUCAUUAUCAUCGCCCUCAAAACCAAAACCGGAAAAGACAGAGAAGGAGAUCCAGACUGAGAUCCAAGCCAUCCUACGACAGAUCACCGCCAGUGUCUCCUUCCUCCCCAUGCUCGACGAGAAAUGCACAUGGACGAUCCUAUGUCAGACGGAAAAGGACGCAGAGGUGCCAGCAACAUGGAGCGACGCCGACCCGCAUCUUGUCCACAAUGCAGAGCAGGUCAAGCUGAGAUCCUUUAGUACUAACCUCCACAAGAUCGAUGCCCUGGUCGCCUACCGUCUCAACGAUGAUCUGUAG
Molecule: messenger RNA, 735 nt
Organism: Linnemannia hyalina
Lineage: Eukaryota; Fungi; Mortierellomycota; Mortierellomycetes; Mortierellales; Mortierellaceae
Source: the annotation of a GenBank genome assembly